AUGCCUCUCUACGACGUCGAGCACGUCACGCCCCUGACACCAGACCAACAAUCGGCCCUCGCAAAGGCGCUGACGAACCUGCACGCGAUGCGCUUCAAGACGCCCGGCUUCUUCCUCAAUGUCCGCUACACGGACUCCAGCAAGCAGGUCGUCUUCCGCAACGGCCGGAGAGCCGUCUACAACCGCGUCAUCCUGCGCACCAGAUCCGGCGAGCAGCGGUCCAAGGAACUCUACGACGAGCACUGUCGCGACAUUGUCAGGGUGUGGGAAGAAGUUGUGGGCAAAGAAGGUGAGUUGGGGCUGAGGACCGUGUGGGUGAUGGCCGCCUUGACCACAGCUGUCGAGUGUGGUAUCGCCAGGCCAAAAGUGGGCGAGGAAGCCGAAUGGCUCAAAGCAAACAUGGACGAGUUUCGGAAGCUGGCAGCAGCAGGAGAUGAGGACUUUGUGGAUUUGGUCCAGGAGCUCGAUUCAUCAGGGAGCCGAUGA
Cladophialophora psammophila CBS 110553 is the source of this 486-nucleotide messenger RNA. RefSeq lists its product as uncharacterized. Lineage: Eukaryota; Fungi; Ascomycota; Eurotiomycetes; Chaetothyriales; Herpotrichiellaceae. Bases 1 to 486 code for a protein of 161 amino acids. The transcript is spliced from 2 exons. The record is from RefSeq and is a predicted model, not a curated record.